Pipra filicauda (Wire-tailed manakin) is the source of this 5448-nucleotide messenger RNA. It is a transcript of the gene ELFN2, whose product is annotated as extracellular leucine rich repeat and fibronectin type III domain containing 2. NCBI's taxonomy places the organism in Eukaryota, Metazoa, Chordata, Aves, Passeriformes, Pipridae. Gene Ontology annotation, molecular function: protein binding. The record is from RefSeq and is a predicted model, not a curated record. The transcript has a single exon. Gene Ontology annotation, cellular component: plasma membrane. The coding region runs from base 319 to 2745 and encodes 808 amino acids.
AUGUGAGUCGCUCAUGAGCAUCAAAGAAGAUUUAUUAUCCUCGGCCUGAAAUUUUAUUUAGAAAAGAAGCACAAAGUAGUUCCCUUCCAGACCAAACAUCCAUGGUCAUAGAUUUUGGGUGUUCUGGAAGAAGAUUGCAUGUGUUCCCCCUCCUCCAUGCUCGUGGCUUGACCCAGAGGGCAAGAAGAAAUAAUGGUGAUGACACCCGAUAGGACUGGGGUGCUCAUGCCCUUCCAUUGCUAAACCCCAGCUACUGCCCCUUAGUUUCCUUUUGCUGUGGUCCUGAGUUUUUUGUUGGGGAUUUUUUUCCCCGUCCUGAUGAGGGCACCACUGCAGACCAUGCUGUGCCUGGGGUUGUGGGCAGCUGCUCUGCUCUGCUUGUUUUCCCCUGGCACUGUACGAGGUGACUGCUGGCUGAUUGAGGGGGACAAAGGUUACGUGUGGCUGGCUAUCUGCAGCCAGAACCAGCCUCCAUAUGAGACAAUCCCCCAACAUAUCAACAGUACGGUGCACGACUUGCGUCUGAACGAGAAUAAGCUCAAAGUGGUGCUGUACUCCUCCCUCAACCGCUUCGGCAACCUGACUGAUUUGAACCUGACCAAGAAUGAGAUCUCCUACAUUGAGGAUGGGGCUUUCAUGGGCCAGUCAAACCUCCAGGUUUUACAGCUGGGCUACAACAAACUCACUAACCUGACAGAGGGCAUGUUGCGGGGCAUGGCCCGUCUCCAGUUCCUCUUCGUGCAGCACAACCUAAUUGAGCUGGUCACCCCUACUGCCUUCAAUGAAUGCCCCAGCUUGAUUAGCAUUGACCUGUCAUCUAACCGUCUCAGCCGUCUGGAGGGGAACACUUUCACCAGCUUGAGCAAUCUGAUGGUGUGUGAGCUGGCUGGCAACCCCUUCAACUGUGACUGUAGCCUCUACAGCUUUCUUAACUGGCUGGCUCUCUUCAAUAACGUCACCAAGAACUAUGACCGCCUCCAGUGUGAGACUCCACGGGAGUUUGCUGGGUAUCCGCUCCUGGUACCCCGUCCUCACCACAACCGCAAUGCCAUCACCAUCUUCCAGUCCAUGUGCAGAGGUGGCACCAUUCCCUCCCUCUCCAGGGUCAACCCCACUCCUUAUACCCCUGACUCCCAGCGAGAUCUGGAUGAGGGCUCAGCCAUCAGCCCUGGGGACUUCCUCUCCGUCAAGCCUCCAGCCUCCUCCACCACUGACUCCUCAUUCAGUCCCAGCAUCAAGCUACAUGACGUCACCAUCACUUCAGCCAUUCUGAUGGUAACCAUCCCCAUGCCCUACAGUAAGAUGUAUGUGCUGGUCCAAUACAACAACAGCUACGUUUCUGACAUAGCAACACUGAAGAGCAAGAAGGAAUAUGUCACUGUCAACAAGCUGAAGGCCCACACUGAUUAUACAUUCUGUGUGGCCUCUAUCCGCAACAACAGGCGUUACAACCAUACUUGUCUGACCUUUGCAACCCGAAGCAAAGGCAGGGAGGACCCUAUUUCCAGUACUUCCACCACCACACACUAUAUCAUGACCACCCUGGGUUGCCUCUUUGGGAUGGUCAUUGUCCUGGGGGUGGUGUACUACUGCCUGCGAAAGCGGAGGAUGCAGGAGGAGAAACAGAAGUCCCUCAAUGUCAAAAAGACCAUUCUGGAAAUGCGUUAUGGAUCAGAUAUUGAUACCAGUACCAUGGUCCAUCCUUCCCAGAAGCUGGGUGAGCCGCCUGUCAUUCCUGUCUCACGGAUGUCCUCCAUCCCUUCCAUGAUUGGGGAGAAGUUGCCCCCAUCAAAGUCAAUAGAAACUGGGAUGGAGACUCCUAAAGUCACUACUAAAGGUAACUACAUUGAGGUGCGGACUGGUGGUGGGGAUGGGCUGGAGAGAGCCCAGCGGGAUGAGGACCUGAGGGAGCUUGACAAUGGGCAAGGCUCAGCUGCUGAGAUCUCUACUAUAGCCAAGGAGGUAGACAAGGUCAACCAGAUCAUCAACAACUGUAUUGAUGCCCUCAAGCUGGACACAGCGACCUUUCUGGGUGGCGGGACUGGUGUUGACUCAGACAUGGCCUUUGAAUGCCAGUCCAUCCCAGCUGGUUCCUCAAGUGGGCUAGAGCGGCCCAGCUUUCUUUCCCCACCCUACAAGGAAAGCUCCCACCACCCCUUGCAGCGCCAGCUUAGUGCUGAUGCUGCUGUGGCCAGAAAGACCUGCAGUGUCUCCUCUAGUGGUUCCAUCAAGAGCGCCAAGGUCUUCAGCUUGGAUGUGCCUGACCACCCACCACUCAGCAAGUCUGACUCCAAAUACAUUGAGAAGGGCAGCCCACUUAACAGCCCUUUGGAUCGUCUUCCCUUGGUGUCUCCGAGCGCCAUCCACCACUUGGAGGUCAAGCCUUCUUACCACUGUAGUGAGCACCGUCACUCCUUCCCGGCCCUGUACUAUGAGGAAAGUGCUGACACCCUGAGCCAGCGGGUGUCAUUCCUCAAGCCACUCUCCCGGUCCAAGCGAGACUCAACAUACUCCCAGCUCUCCCCCAGACACUACUUCUCAGGCUACUCCUCCAGCCCUGAGUAUUCAUCAGAGAGCACCCACAAGAUCUGGGAACGAUUCCGGCCUUACAAGAAGCAUCACAGGGAGGAGGUUUACAUGGCAGCUGGGCAUGCCCUGCGGAAGAAAGUUCAAUUUGCCAAGGACGAGGAUCUGCAUGACAUCCUGGAUUACUGGAAAGGAGUCUCUGCUCAGCAGAAGCUGUGACUCUUCCUCACAAGGAAACAAUACAAACCAAGACCCCCCUCCAAGAACCAGAAAAAUAAGCCACUUGACUGUGAAAAAUAAACCAACAGCAAAAUACUCCUGACAAAUACAAAACUGACAAAAUCUUUUCUUAAAGUUUACAACAACAACAGAAAACUCUCUCACACACAGACACACACACACACACACGCCGAAUUGUCUCUACUGUGUUACGGGGACCAUUGUUCUGCCUGCAGAUGGUUGGGAGGAGCGUCCUGCUCUAACACUGUGGUAACAAUAUUGGAGUGUGAGUGGGUGGGAAUGGCCUGGGAGUGGGUGGUGGUGGUGGCAGGGGAAGGGCAGGAAUGGACACUCACUGGGCACGAAACUCAGCUGUGAACUAUUCCUCUUUCUGUUCCUGUUGUGGGCUGAUUUUUGCUUUUGGGUAGGAGGGCAGGACUUUGGUUUAGAAAGCUUCCCUGUCUACCUGAUACGCCUGCUAUUCCAAAUCUUCCAUCACUAACUUUUCCCUCAUUUUCUUCGGCAGUGGAGGCUUUUCUCUCUCUCCCAUCCCCUUCCAAGACAGGUGGAAUUUGUUGGAAGAUGUUCUCUCACUCUUUUUCCUUUGACCUUUCCUACCCCUCUCUAUUAAGGCUCCCUAGGCUUGCACUUUCUGUCUAGGUACUUCAUGAACCUCCAUCCUCCUCAGAGGAAGGAGAGGACAUGUGAAGGAACAAGGGAGGUAGGACCUGCCAUAUGAUAGGCUCUGUGCCCUUGCCGUUCCUCCUCCUUCCCUUCUCAUGCCAUGUUGCUGCUGUUGAACACCAGCAAUUCUGGAGUGACAGGCAUUCUCCAGGCCUGCUCAGAGCCAGUUUUCUGCUAGUUGGUGGGGGGGAAAGGGUUAUGAAUGUUCUCUUCAUUAUGGCAAGCCAGCUCCUCAAGGAGUGGUGGAGGAAAAUGUAGGAAGGUCUGGUCUCUCAGAGAUAUAAAGGGUUCCCAUCUCUCCAUGAAUGUCACAGGUCAGAGAUGCUCCCCACCAUACACACCUAUGCUCAGGCUGCCCUUGUGCAGUAAGUUUAAUACUCUCUGUUCAUGUCCCCCUUACUAUGAGGAAGGGACCUGGAGAGGAGCUCAGCAGAACAAGUUCUACAUGAAGUUUCUGCAGCUCUUCCCAACUGACUUGCACCAUGGGCUCUGGGGUGGGUGGGUAGGUGUACAUGAGAAGAGCAUCACCCAACCUCCUCACUUCCUCGUGGAUGUGAAGAAUAGGAUUUCAGUUGCUCACCUCACUGGGUUGGCCUCACAGAAAGUCUUCCUCUUAGGCCAUGGACAUCCUGGUAUGGAUAGGAGACAGCCUAGGGUGAAGACAGGGGCACAGGAAACAAAUGGGAUGUGACAAUAAGGCCUGGGUGUAGCCCCAGAAAGAUGGCCCUGGUAGAAGCUCCCUGUGUGUUCAGCCACACUUUGUGUGCCAGGAUAGAAGAGGACACCAGCCUCUGGUAGAUGGCAGUGUUGCUUUGACUGCUUAGAGGCCCUCAUGAGAGUCAGAGCAACAUACCGCUUCCUAACUUCUCCACUUCCUCACAGUUAGGUGUUACGAACUUUUCUUAGGGAUCGUUUCGCAUCUUGGCAAAACCCCAGUUUCACUUGUUAGGUCCCAGCCUCUGUCCCUUGGAUAGAAGAUCUGCUACAGAGUUGGAAAUGAGCAUACUGCCCUCUCUACCUAGUCCCAUUUCUAAGCAGCCCAAGAAAGCACAAUCUUGGCACCAUCUCCCCCAAAGUUUUGUUGUCAGGCAGGGGUGCUGCCUGUUAAGCAUGUCUUUAUGCAGCACAGCGGGCCUCCUCUCCAUGAUCUGCCCUACACCUGACAGUUGUUCACCUCUAUCCAGAUAAGGAUGAGGGCCUCUCCUUUGUUGGCCCUCCCUAAGUGGUUAUUUCCUCUUUGAGGUGCUCCUCAGAAGCCCCAGUGUUUUUGGGGGCCUGGGAGAAGAAUGAGGGUGUAGGAGCUUCUCUGGGAGGGAUUUACAUGCUGUGUACAGAGAACUUACCUGUUAUCUGUCAGGUAGUAGCACUGCCAGCUGUGACAGCUGGUUUCUAUGCCACUGGUGAUAUCAUUUUGCCUUCUGUAAAUGAGGAACAGCAGUAGGCAGAGACUCCUUUUCAGUAAUACAGGAUGUCAUGCAGAUCCUGAUACGGAAAACCAGAGGGGGUAUCCCAAAAGUCAAAACAUGUGAAGAUCUGUGGUGUUUCUUCUUUGUAGGGAUGCUGAUGGUAACAAUCCUAAGCCAGGUCCUGAUCCCAUUGCCUCAGACUCCUUCACUGUCAGCCUGCUUCCCCACAGUAAAAGCAUCAUUUUGCCUUGAGUCCAGAGGUGUCCAUGGUACUGACUCCACACAGUAAGAGCCAGUCCAACCCAGAGGAAAGGGUGUGAGUGCACACAUAUGUGUGUCUGUGUGCGUGUGCAGAAGGAUGAAGGGAAGUCACAAAUGGAAGUCACGUCACUGCUACCAGGUGUCCCUCCAUGUUGGGAUCAUGCAGCAAAUCAAGACAGGUAAAUGCUGUGAGAGAUGCUUAGGCACAGCAGAACCUCUCCAUCUACCACUUGGAGCAAGCCCAGUGGUCUUCCAGCAUGGUAACCAUCCAAGCAGAAAAGACUAUUGGUUAGGGCACAGAACUGGACAGGAAAAGGAGGAUGGCAGGCAAGGGGGGAUGGAGUCUUGUUCC